CCUGGCUCCUGGAUUCCCUUCUCCAAGUAGAUAAUUGAAUUCUGUAUAAACCUGUGAACUGCAUAAAAGAAAACGCGCAGGCGCAUUCCAACCGCUUCCAAUCAUACCUUACUCUUGCAAACACUCUUUGAUAUUCCGAGCACCGGUCGAACAGAGGUUGCUGUUGGUUUUCGCAAAGGCAGCACAGCACAGGGAGCACAAGUUUGCCCAAUAAGUACGCGAAUGCCUCCCCAUCCUGCAAAAAGAGCCGCAUCCGCAUCACAAAUCAAGAAGCACCCUUUCCCCCAGGAGUGGGAUACAACUUCAUUUCUUUUAUCGAGUUCUCGCAACACUUUCGACAUUUUGUUUCUCCCAUCGCCCCGAGGCACCUGUCAAGAUGGCGUGGUCGAAGUCAACGCGGAUCUCGAUAAUGCUGGGCAUUGAUGCGGCAUUCCUAGUUCUGGAGCUGGGGACUGGGAUAUGGGUUGGGAGUUUGGCACUGAUGGCGGAUGCCUUCCAUAUGUUGAACGACAUCAUCUCCCUGGUUGUAGGAUUAUGGGCUGUCAAAGCUGCCCAACAGUCAUCAACCGAUAAAUAUUCAUUUGGAUGGUUACGCGCAGAAAUUCUGGGUGCAUUUUUCAACGCAGUAUUCUUAAUCGCCCUUUGCCUCUCUAUCGUUCUUGAGGCUAUACAACGACUCAUCGAUCCUCCCGAGAUCAGCAACCCGGAGUUCAUUCUUAUUGUUGGAUCAUUGGGAUUGGCCUCCAACCUCGCUGGGUUCUUAGUUCUCGGAGGACAUGGACAUUCACAUGGACCCGAGGAGCAUGAUCACGGACACGACGAGAUCAGGGAUGCGGAGGAAGGGCACGGUCAUACCCAUAGCCAUGGACACAGUCACGAAGCUACGGCAAAUGCAAACGACGGGGAUGACGGACCUAUUGGAGAUAUCUAUCCUGAAGCAGUCGUUGCAAGAGCCAAGUCCAGGCAACACAUUCGAUUCACAUCCAACGACUCAGAUGCCAUUACCAAUGUUGACUCUCCCAAGUCUUCGAAGCAGCACCGAAGAAGAAAUAGCAGUAUCAGAAAUGGCCGAUAUUCAACCCCGGAUGACUUCAGUAUCCACCCAGCCAGUUUCAGACAAGAGAUUAUAGCCGCCAGUAAAUCGCAGCUUAACGGAAUUGAGAGCGAGAAUGCCUCAUCUGAAGAUGAAGCAAUACUGGACGAACCUACAGAGAAUUCGCCACUACUCACAGGGAACAGCUCACAUGGGAAAUCAAAGGGGCAUGAUCAUGAUCAUGAGCAUUCUGGACCAAAGGCAAGGCAUGAUUCAUGGCAUGCUAGCCACAACCAUAAUAAACCAAAAAAGGCUAAGAAGGUUGGCCACGGCCACAGCCAUGAUGAUAUGGGAAUGAACGCCAUGAUCCUUCAUGUCAUUGGAGAUGCUCUCGGAAACCUUGGAGUUAUUGUAUCGGCAUUGAUAAUCUGGCAGACUACAUGGUCAGGACGUUUUUAUGCUGAUCCAGCUGUCUCUCUUUUCAUCACUCUUAUCAUCCUCAAAUCAACCCUACCACUUACGUUUGCAACUGCCAAGAUCCUGCUUCAGGCUACGCCGGAUCACAUCGAUGUCACCGAUAUCAAAGAGGAUAUUCAAAAGCUUCCGGGUGUCAUCAGCUGUCAUCACGUCCAUAUUUGGCAACUUAGCGACACCCAGAUUGUCGCAUCGAUGCACAUCCAGGUCGAAUUCCCAAUCAGCGAGGCUAGCGGCGAGAAGUAUAUGGAGCUAGCCAAGGCAGUACGAAAAUGCCUCCACGCGUACGGCAUCCACAGCGCUACCAUCCAGCCAGAGUUCUGUCUUGAUAAAGCUCACGACCACACUGGCGAGAGACCAGGCGCCGUUGGACUUGAUGGCAUUGUGGGCCAACUUCGUUGCGGCCUCGACGAUGAUGACACAUGUCUAUUGGAAUGUGUUGAUGACUGCAAAGGAAAAGGGUGCUGCUCACCAAAAGCAGCGGACCCCCAACACGACCACUCUGAUCAUGACGGCCACGACCAUGCACAUUAG
Molecule: messenger RNA, 2041 nt
Organism: Cadophora gregata
Lineage: Eukaryota; Fungi; Ascomycota; Leotiomycetes; Helotiales; Ploettnerulaceae
Exons: 3
Coding region: 377-2041 (554 amino acids)
Biological process (GO): intracellular zinc ion homeostasis; zinc ion transmembrane transport
Cellular component (GO): membrane
Molecular function (GO): zinc ion transmembrane transporter activity
Source: RefSeq, a predicted model, not a curated record